AUGACAACCAGUUCAACGAGACAGAAGAAGUCAGGAGAUGGGGCGUAUGCAACAUCGUCUGACCCGAGUGCAUCAAUUGAGGGCGACGAAUAUGAGGCCACACAACCAGCAACCCGCCCAAAGGGAAAGAAGAAUAUCAAAAGGAAAGCCAAAGUAGGAGACACUGCUUCAAGUGAGCCGUUAUAUGUUCCUAAUUCUGAUAUGGUAGCCAUCGGGAAAGCUAAAAUAGACUUACUGGCGAGUUUCAAGGAGCUGAAGACCCAAGAAAUGGAGAUGAAGAUGGAAAAAACCAAAAUUAAAAAGGAAAAAACCCAAAUUAUGAAGGCGAAGUUGCUUAGGGAAUACAGGGAUAUCCUUAUGCAGGACACAUCUAACAUGAACGAGGUGCAGUUAGCAGCGCAUCAGCGCCUAUGUCAAUACGCCAUGAAUGAACUAGGAAUGUCUUAG
Messenger RNA from Lotus japonicus, 447 nucleotides. RefSeq lists its product as uncharacterized. The coding region runs from base 1 to 447 and encodes 148 amino acids. The record is from RefSeq and is a predicted model, not a curated record. The transcript has a single exon. NCBI's taxonomy places the organism in Eukaryota, Viridiplantae, Streptophyta, Magnoliopsida, Fabales, Fabaceae.